AUGGCCGGGGCAAGCGCGCAGCCGGCGUGGGCGCAGGCGCUCGCGGCGGUGGGCUUCCUCGUCGCGUCACGCGCCGCUGCGCGCCUUGCGCUGUGGCUCUACGCGGCCUUCCUCCGCCCAGCCAAGCCGCUGCGCCGCCGCUACGGCGCAUGGGCCGUCGUCACGGGCGCCACGGACGGCAUCGGCCGCGCGCUCGCCUUCGAGCUCGCCGCGGCCGGGCUCGGCCUCUUCCUCGUCGGCCGCAGCCCGGACAAGCUCGCCUCGGUCUCCAAAGAGGUCAGCGCUAGGUUCCCCGGCGCCGAGGUGCGCACCUUCGUCAUCGACUUCGCCGCCGACGGGCUCGCCGCUAACGUGGCCGCGCUGGCGGAGUCCAUCAGGGGACUCGACGUCGGCGUGCUCGUCAACAACGCGGGUCACGGCUACCCGUACGCGCGCUACUUCCACGAGGUGGACGAGGAGCUGAGGAGGAACCUGAUACGCCUCAACGUCGAGACCGUCACGCGGGUGACGCACGCCGUGCUCCCUGGCAUGGUGGAGCGCAAGCGCGGCGCCGUGGUGACCAUCGGAUCCGGCGCCGCCUCCAUCAUGCCGUCCACCCCGCUCUACACCGUCUACGCCGCCACCAAGGCGUAUGCGGAUCAGUUCUCGCGAAGCCUAUAUGUUGAGUACAAGGACAAAGGCAUCGAUGUGCAAUGCCAGGUACCCAUGUACGUGGCGACGAAGAUGGCCUCGAUCAAGCAGGCGUCGCUGUUCGCCCCGUCACCGGAGACGUACGCCCGCGCCGCCGUGCGCUACAUUGGGUACCAGCCUCGGUGCACUCCCUACUGGCCGCACGCCCUACUGUGGUUCCUCUUCUCUGUGGUGCCCGAGUCCCUCGUCGAUAGGUACGUCCUCGGCAUGUCCCUCGGCAUCCGUAAAAUGGGCCGCGCCAAGGAGGCCAGGAAGAAAGCGGUGUGACACGAACGCUGAAAGAAAAGGCACCUACGCUCUCAAUGACCGACUGAGAUGAAAAUAUGUGUGUUAAUUAUACAACCUUCAUAACUAAUUGUAACAAGAAGAACGAAUGAAUGUAGC
Molecule: messenger RNA, 1074 nt
Organism: Hordeum vulgare subsp. vulgare (domesticated barley)
Lineage: Eukaryota; Viridiplantae; Streptophyta; Magnoliopsida; Poales; Poaceae
Product: very-long-chain 3-oxoacyl-CoA reductase 1-like
Exons: 3
Coding region: 1-957 (318 amino acids)
Cellular component (GO): endoplasmic reticulum
Molecular function (GO): ketoreductase activity
Source: RefSeq, a predicted model, not a curated record